AGUCAUCUAAUCCCUUCAUCGCCAAUAUGUUCCCCUCGUUCUGGGCGCUGAUCGUCUCGUACCUUGCGUUGGCCCAAGUCUCUAUCGCGUCGUCAGCGUUUGAGAAGAAAUGUCUCGCCUUCACACCAGAAAAGUACAUCAAGGAUGCGACUCUGAACGUCCUCCAACACGUUCCGGCGGGUGCCAACCUGACGUUUCCGGACAACGACGUGACAUGCGGUCGAACUAGCCAGAUCGUCUCCGUGGAUCUCUGUCGUAUGACACUCGAGAUCAAGACAUCCAGAAUCUCAAAAAUUGCUUUUGAAGCAUGGUUUCCGGAAGACUGGUCCGGUCGCUUCCUGGCAACAGGUAAUGGGGGUAUCGAUGGCUGCAUAAAGUAUGAGGAUAUAGCGUAUGGGGCUUCGAGAAACUUUGCCACCGUCGGUGCAAACAAUGGUCAUAAUGGUACUACAGGAGUCGCAUUUCUCGACAAUCCUGAGAUGGUGGUGGAUUUCGCCUGGCGAUCACUCCACACCAGCGUAGUUACCGGCAAGGCCUUGUCCAAGGAGUUCUACGGGGAGGACUUCACCAAAUCUUACUACUUAGGCUGCUCUCUUGGUGGACGCCAAGGCAUUAAGAGCGCAGAGAAGUUCCCCAAUGACUUUGAUGGCAUCGUCGCCGGAGCACCAGGUGUCGACUUCAACAAUCUGAUAUCCUGGCGCGCACGCUUCUUCACCAUCACUGGCCCCAUCAAAGGCUCCAACUUCAUUCCAAAGACCGCUUGGCAGACGUGGAUCCACGACGAGGUGCUGCGCCAAUGCGAUACCAUUGACAAGGUCAAAGAUGGCAUCAUUGAAGACCCGGCCUUGUGCAAGUUCGAUCCUUCGACGCUGUUAUGUGGCCACAACUCUACGGCUGAAUGCCUGAACGAGGACCAAGUCCAACAGCUGAAGAUCAUCUACAGCGAUUACAGAUUUCCGGAUGGACAGCUGAUCUACCCUGCCAUGCAACCAGGCAGUGAGAUCAACGCCGUAGACAAAUUAUACGCAGGCGCUCCAUUCGCCUACUCGGACGACUGGUUCAAGUACGUCGUGUACAAUGAUCCGACCUGGAACGCAUCGGAGUAUGGUUUAGAUGACGUACGUGCAGCCCAAGAUCUGAAUCCAGGAGACAUUCGCACCUAUCCAUCGUCUUUGCCGGGAUUCAAGCAAAGCGGCGGAAAGCUGCUCAUGUACCACGGGCAGCAGGAUAAUCAGAUUACCUCUUUCAAUACGAACCGCUUCUACGAGCAUCUCCGCGGUAACAGCAGUUACGAAAACAUGGAUGAAUGGACGCGUUUCUUCCGUGUCUCAGGUAUGUUCCAUUGCAGUACUGGUCCUGGUGCGUGGGUGCUGGGUCAAGGUGGGAACGCGGCGCAAGCUGGUAUUCCGUUCGAUGCGCAGCAUAAUGUCCUUGCAGCGAUGAUCGAUUGGGUAGAGGGGGGUAGUGCACCGGCGUAUAUGGAGGGGACGAAGUUCGUGAAUGAUACUGUGAAGAAUGGGGUAGAUUUUAUGAGGAGACACUGCAAGUAUCCAGCCAGAAAUACGUUUCUUGGGGGAGAUCAUAAGAAGCCUGAGAGCUGGGGGUGCAUGUCCUAG
Alternaria alternata is the source of this 1616-nucleotide messenger RNA. RefSeq names its product tannase and feruloyl esterase. NCBI's taxonomy places the organism in Eukaryota, Fungi, Ascomycota, Dothideomycetes, Pleosporales, Pleosporaceae. The transcript has 3 exons. Bases 27 to 1616 code for a protein of 529 amino acids. The record is from RefSeq and is a predicted model, not a curated record.